AUGACCCUCCCUCGCGCAUCGUCCAGCUCCGCACAGCCUCAUGGGUUUCUCUCGCCAAUAGAUCCACCAGGCCGACUCUCGCGCCGGCUUUCUGGAUUCUCGGUCUCAGAUCAGAGCGACAAUGGGGCUGGAGACGGAGCACCAGGCACAGCAAGCCAUCCGAAUCCCGCAGUAACGGAAGAAAUAAACGAGAUCAAACGAUAUGAAGAUUUUACGACGAUAGAUUGGGUGCAAGAUGAGGUACAAGAGCAGAUUCGUCGUCGGGCGCGGAGACGAGAAGGGCAUGGCUUUUGGGACCAAGAAGGGACGUUUGGUUGGCGACGGAAACUGUGGGAGUCUUACGAUGCAGGUCAAGCGUGGCUUGUUGUAACGCUCGUUGGUGCGGCAAUCGGGUUGAAUGCUGCUCUUCUCAAUAUCGUGACUGAGUGGCUAUCGGAUAUCAAGCUUGGACAUUGCUCGACGGCGUUCUAUUUGAAUGAGCAGUUUUGUUGUUGGGGCGCAGAGAAUGGCUGUCCGGAAUGGCAUCGAUGGGGUGGUAAUGCUUUUUUCAACUACAUAGUAUAUUUCCUUUUUGCAGUCACGUUCGCUUUUAUGUCUGCCUUCCUCGUCAAGUCAUUUGCGCCGUACGCAGCGGGCUCCGGAAUCUCAGAAAUCAAAUGUAUCAUAGCUGGCUUUGUGAUGAAGGGUUUCCUGAGCGCAACCACUCUCUCCAUCAAAUCGAUUGGCCUGCCGCUUUCGAUCGCCUCUGGACUAUCGGUUGGAAAAGAGGGACCCAGUGUGCACUAUGCUGUGUGUACGGGAAAUGUAAUCUCGCGGUUUUUCAACAAGUACAGAAGAAAUGCAGCCAAAACGAGAGAAAUCUUGACCGCUUCGGCGGGUACAGGCGUUGCGGUUGCGUUUGGUAGUCCAAUUGGUGGUGUAUUGUUUUCGCUCGAGGAAAUGUCGACUUAUUUUCCACUCAAGACUCUUUGGAGAAGUUACUUUUGUGCUUUGAUAGCUACGGGCGUGUUAGCGGCCAUGAACCCAUUCAGAACCGGCCAGCUAGUCAUGUUCCAGGUCAAAUAUGACCGUACAUGGCACUUCUUUGAGUUAAUAUUCUUCGUCAUUCUCGGUGUCUUUGGCGGCUUGUAUGGCGCUCUGGUCAUAAAAUGGAAUUUGCGAGUAGCGGCUUUUCGAAAGAAAUAUUUGGGAUCAUAUCCAGUGACAGAAGCUGUGGUUCUCGCUGGCCUGACAGCACUACUCUGCUAUCCAAACAUAUUUCUCAGAAUCAACAUGACGCAAGCCAUGGAGGUGCUAUUCAAGGAAUGCGAAGGUGACAACAACUACGAGGGUAUUUGCGACAAACAAAAUCGCUGGUCGAUGGUGUUUUCGCUUCUGGUCGCUACCAUUCUUCGAGUCGGUCUAGUCAUCAUUUCCUACGGUUGCAAAGUUCCUGCCGGUAUUUUUGUCCCGUCAAUGGCAGUAGGCGCAUCUUUUGGAAGAAUGGUUGGUAUUCUUGUUCAAGCUUUGCAUGAAUCCUUUCCGGAUUCUAGCUUCUUUGCUGCCUGCGAGCCGGAUGUUCCUUGCAUUACGCCUGGAACAUAUGCUUUCCUAGGUGCCGCUGCAGCACUCAGUGGCAUCAUGCAUCUCACUGUGUCUGUUGUUGUGAUCAUGUUCGAACUUACGGGAGCUUUGGUCUAUAUCCUUCCAACUAUGAUUGUUGUUGGAGUCACCAAGGCUGUCAGUGAACGAUUUGGAAAUGGCGGUAUUGCAGAUCGCAUGAUCUGGUUCAAUGGGUUCCCAUUCCUCGACAACAAAGAAGAACAUGUCUUCAACGUCCCCGUCUCACGUGCCAUGACUAGCAGUCCGCUUUCUCUGCCAGCAUAUGAUCUGCCUGUCCGUGAAGCAGAGCAUCUCUUGAAUGAUAACAAAUUCCAAGGCUUCCCGAUCGUCGAGGACCGGACAAGCAAAAUCGUGGUCGGGUACAUUGGCCGUACAGAAUUGCGCUACGCCAUCAACAAGGCCAGACGGGUGCAGCCGCUAUCGCCAAAUGCGAAAUGCAUAUUCACUCACGAGACCACUUCAGCUACAAGCAGGAUACACAGUCCGGCCCCCAGAACACCAGGGCCUUACCUCGAUGCGCCCCAGACAUUUGACGAACUGGAAAACACGACCGGAUCAAAGACCGUAGACUUUACGCCAUACGUGGACCAUACUCCAAUCUCGGUACACCCUCGACUUCCCCUCGAGACUGUGAUGGAAUUAUUCAAGAAAAUGGGCCCGCGUGUCAUUCUUGUUGAGCAACGCGGUAAAUUGAUGGGUCUAGUCACAGUCAAAGAUUGCCUUAAGUAUCAAUUCAAGGUUGAAGCGCAGGAAAAUGCCACCACAGCAAACGGGCCAACCGGAUUGGGAAGUCAGGCCGAAAACGAAGGGCCAGUCGCUACACUGGAAGAAAAAGUGUGGUCGUUUCUGCAGAAAGUAGGCCAGACACUACGACUCAUCAAGACGAGAAGCAUUCGACUCGACGGGUCUGCGAGGUUGAGACAUGGACGGAAUGAGCGUCCAGCUGAGACUACUGAUGAACAUCAAUAUGGUAUUCUUGAAGGUACUGAGGAGGAUGAUCCAUUGGAAUUGGAAGAUCGGGUGAGGUGA
Talaromyces amestolkiae is the source of this 2631-nucleotide messenger RNA. RefSeq lists its product as uncharacterized. NCBI's taxonomy places the organism in Eukaryota, Fungi, Ascomycota, Eurotiomycetes, Eurotiales, Trichocomaceae. Gene Ontology annotation, biological process: chloride transport; transmembrane transport; intracellular copper ion homeostasis. The transcript has 7 exons. The record is from RefSeq and is a predicted model, not a curated record. Gene Ontology annotation, cellular component: fungal-type vacuole; endoplasmic reticulum; Golgi apparatus. Gene Ontology annotation, molecular function: voltage-gated chloride channel activity. The coding region runs from base 1 to 2631 and encodes 876 amino acids.